CAUUACUUGGGUUGGAAGCCGAGUGUUACUCUUCCAGCAGGGUCUGUUCGACAAAAAGGAUGAGAAUCAAGUAUCCGACGCCGGCCAGUGCUCUCCUUCUGCUGCUGCUGUUGAUUGGCGCUACCGAGAAGACGUGCUCGAGUUUCCAGUCCGACGAGCUCCUCGUCGACGAUGAAGAUUUCGGUCUCGAAGGUGGGUUAGAGAUCGGAUCUCCCCAUCGAGAUGAGGUCACUGCAUCACCGCCGCCGCCGCCUUCUCACGUUCACUCCGCCCGCAAGAAGUCCUCGGCUCCCGACGGCGAUUCCAAGGUCCAGUUCUCCUUGGAACACUCCUUCGGCGGCUCCGAUUUCUCACUCGCCGGCGCCUUCACCGCUCGCCUCAAGACCUCUUCUCAUGGCGGCCAGACGCUCACAAAACUCCGCUUCUCCAGAAAUGCUUUUACUGAAGUAGAGAAGGAGAAUUUCAGAAAACUCUUGGACAGUGAUGACUUUUAUACCAUAAGAUUGCCAUCCAAUGUGUUGAGCCAUACUGGAAGGGAGUAUGUAGUUUCUUCAGUAAAAGCUAGAUGUCUUCCACGGGAUGGUUUGGAUGAGCACUUUGCCAUACACAUGGACGGCGUCAACAUUCUUGGUGUUAAUUAUGGUUCUCCUGGUUCUUGCCAGUAUCCUCGAGCAUUAAAAGUUCCUUCGAAGUGGUCCUUUAACUCGCACACGGUAUUAAAAACAAGUGAGCAGGCACCCAGAACUCCAAUACUUCCAGAAAUUGUGGGCGAGAAUGCAGAGGGGGAAGAAGUAAAGCCUCCAGAAAAAUCGUUCUGGGCUAAAUACUGGAUGUAUUUGCUCCCGCUUGGGCUUAUCGUCAUGAAUGCUGUCACCCAAGCUAUGAACAUGGCCGAAGAACAGACUAAUGGAGGACAACCUCAGCAACAAGCUGGUGGAGCUCCACGCGGACAAAGUACUGUGGUACGACGAAGAUGAUUGGAUUUACAAGUCCCUGAUAGCCACCUGUGUUUCUCGACACAUCUACACAUGAAUCUUUGCAAUUCGAAAGUGGAUUUUUUGUAUGUUCAGAUAUUCAUGGAGAAUGACAUAAUUAUUGGAUAGUCUUCACUUUUGUCAUUUAAAUCUUGUCUUAUUAGUUGUGAGUCAAGAACAUCAAAGCUGUAGUCUUGAAUCUAUGUAUGAAAUGAUAUGAGAUGAUCAUCUUUAAUUUCAAAGAAUAUGAUUUGCAUGCAAGAAAAAGAAACUUAUUUUUA
Molecule: messenger RNA, 1255 nt
Organism: Ipomoea nil (Japanese morning glory)
Lineage: Eukaryota; Viridiplantae; Streptophyta; Magnoliopsida; Solanales; Convolvulaceae
Product: ER membrane protein complex subunit 10
Exons: 8
Coding region: 60-977 (305 amino acids)
Source: RefSeq, a predicted model, not a curated record